This is a messenger RNA of Athalia rosae (coleseed sawfly), 2397 nucleotides long. RefSeq names its product organic cation transporter protein-like. NCBI's taxonomy places the organism in Eukaryota, Metazoa, Arthropoda, Insecta, Hymenoptera, Athaliidae. Gene Ontology annotation, molecular function: transmembrane transporter activity. The record is from RefSeq and is a predicted model, not a curated record. The coding region runs from base 276 to 1970 and encodes 564 amino acids. Gene Ontology annotation, cellular component: membrane. Gene Ontology annotation, biological process: transmembrane transport. The transcript is spliced from 9 exons.
CUGAUAUAAACAAACCUGAGUUGCAUUUCUGUUCAGAGUUGUGCCGAACACAGUGCCGCGGGGUCCGACACACCGAGACGCUGCGAAACUCUCGAAAAAAAUUUGGCCGAACGGAUUUGGGUUGGAUUAAUCCGUCUCCUCGCAUUCGGAGGACUAGAGCAGUUUCCGAGAGUUCUUCUACGUCGACGACGAAUAGAAGAGAAUAUUUUUGAACAGGAAACACAGUAGCUAGUUAGUCUGAUACGUAUUCGAACGAUAGACAGAGAUUUUUAAAAAUGGGCUACGACGACGUGAUUCAGCACAUGGGCGACUUUGGCCGGUAUCAAAGGAGGAUAUAUUUCCUCUUAUGCCUACCAGCAAUAUCGUGUGCAUUCCAUAAAAUGGGAGGAGUUUUCUUAACGGCUAAAACAGAUUUUCGGUGUGCACUACCAAACGAAAUUACGACGAACUCCACUUUCCUUCUACCACCGGAAAUCUCUAAUCUCAGCUAUCCGUGGAACUAUGAAACGAAUACCUGGUCGCAGUGCGAAAGAUUUGAUCGAGAUUUUAAGGAUUCUAACUCGUUUACUGCGGAUAAAAAUCUAUCGCUUGCUGUGCCUCCGACCGUUACCUGCUAUUCUUUCGUCUAUGAUAAAAGCACUUACGCGCUAACGGCCACCACCGAGUGGAAUCUGGUUUGCGACAAAGCUUGGCUCCGAGCCCUCGGAGAUUCGCUUUUCAUGGUCGGAGUGAUGCUGGGAUCGAUGAUUUUCGGUGGAAUGUCAGACAAAUACGGACGCAGGGUGGCAUUUUUUUCGGCAUUGAUAACCCAGCUGGUCGGUGGUGUCCUUGUUGCGGUAUCACCGGAGUACAUAUCGUACAUGAUUUUUAGAUUGAUUGUCGGGUCAACAACCAGCGGGGUAUUUCUGGUCGCUUACGUGAUCGCGCUCGAAAUGGUUGGUCCAAAAAAAAGACUCGUGGCUGGGAUGGGUUGUCAGCUAUUUUUUUCGUCAGGAUACAUCCUUGUCGCUGGAUUGGCUUAUUAUUUCACAAACUGGAGGACCUUGCAGAUCGUCUUCACCAUCCCAAGUGUUGUGUUUCUCGCUUACUGGUGGUUUAUCCCUGAGUCUGCAAGAUGGUUGUUGACCCAGGGACAAGCUCGAAGAGCGAAGGAAUUGCUGCAGAAGGCAUCUUUGGAGAAUGGUGUGGAGUUGUCCAUGAAUACUGUGGAAUGUUUGUUGAGUAUGGGUAGUGACGGGAAACCAACGGAAACCAAGCAGGCGUCGUUCGCCGAUCUUUUCCGGUACCCGACUUUGCGGAAGAAGAGCCUGCUACUAUUUCUCGUUUGGUUCGUCAACAGCAGUACGUAUUACGGACUAUCUUGGAAUACCUCUAAUUUGGUUGGUGACGAGUACGUAAAUUUCGCAAUCGCUGCUGCCGUCGAAGUGCCAGCUUACCUGUUUAUACUGUUCACAUUGGACAGAUGGGGAAGAAAAAUUAUCCUCUGCGGAUGCAUGAUGCUCUCCGGUGCGGCAUUAAUUUCAACUUGGAUGAUUCCAACAGAUAUGCCGUGGUUGGUCGUCACUUUUGCGAUGGUCGGAAAAAUGGCAAUCACUUCUUCGUACGGAGCGGUGUACGUUUUCGCCGCCGAGCAAUUUCCUACUUCAAUUAGAAAUGUCGGACUCGGAGCUUGUUCCACUUCGGCAAGAUUUGGCGGAAUUCUAGCACCUUACAUAAAUCAUCUGGCUGAAGUUUGGCAACACAUGCCACUGGUGAUAUUUGGAUUCUCUUCUUUGAUUGUUGGUCUGUUAUCGUUGUUCCUUCCGGAAACGUUGAAUACCAAAUUACCGGAAACCGUACAAGACGUUGAAAAUUUUGCAAAAAGCGGCAGGAUAUUCGAUCAAGACAUCGAAAGAUUGGAUGACGAUGCUGCCAAGCCAUUGGCAAAACUGAUAAAUGGAGCGAGCAAUAAACAAAGUCAAGUUUAUUGAUUAACGAUGUUCCGUUGAUUGUUGUUGAAAAACGGAUAAAAAUCGAACUCUCAAAUACCUCAGAACGGCAGCUACGUUGCAAGACUAAAUUUUAAAUACUUGACUGAUGUGUUACCUUGGAUGGGAUACCUUCCAGUGUCCGUAACGCGCGAUGUGCAAAAAUCCCACCACUAGGAAAUUAACACAAUGAUAUUUUCACUUGUGAUCAUAUUCACCGAGCAUUCCUACACUUGAGAAUUUGUUGGAGGGCUGCCUCAAUGGUUCCAAUGAGGUGAAAAUCGUUGGUGACCACGACCACAAUGGCAGAUACCGAAUGUGAAGUUUGUAAAAAUUUCUGUACCGAAAACUUAAGACUGUACGAUCAUAAACCAUAUUAUACAUUAAAGUUCACUGUUUUUAUAUCAGUCACUGUCCGUGAUUGUUCAAA